AUGGCACCUGAGGUGGUGGCUCAUGCGGUGGAUUGUCUUUUAAUGGCUGCUGGACGUCAAUCUAUUGAUGCCAUUAAAAAUGCUGCUGAAACAAUAACGACAGCCAUCGUUCAGGCCUACCAUAGAGAACAAGAGAAGGGAAAAGAGGAACAACGUCUGAAUAUUUUUAAUAUUACAGAAAGAGUUCAAGUACUUCGUUUGUUAAUUCCUAUGCCUCUAUCUCAUGUACUUUAUAUUCUCCAACGCAUUCAUGCCAGUUCUGAUUUCGGUUCCUCAGAACGUGGGAUCUCCACUACUUUGGUGAAUUUGUUAUUUUGCACGUUAACACUUUUUCGCUCUGUGGGAAAUGAUCUCAUAUUACUGCAGGAUUCUCUACAGAAAUCAGUUUAUUCAAAUGUUAAUGCCCAAAUGAAAGAAAAAGAAGAAAAAGAAAAAGAAGAACAGUUAUUAAUACUCUGGCAAAAGUAUUCUGAUCUUAAAGAAGAGUUAAUUGGCGUCUUUAGAGACUAUAUUUCCUUAAUUGCAUAUAAUGCGGAACAACAACUAUGGCAAUUAGAAGUUUCUGCAAUUCCUAUUGAAAGUAUUCAUCUUCCUGUAUUACACAUGGUCCCAUCUUCUACAACGAGUCUUUCUUCGCAUGAUGGUUGGAUAUGGUUAUUAGUGGAAUUAACAACAUGUGCAGUUUUUAUUCCAAAAACUAUCUUUUUAAAGGAAGUAGAUGAAAUCUAUUGGGUCACUCAAGUUUUACUUGAAAUGAAUCCAGAAGAUACGUUAAAUAGAGCCUUUGCCCAAAAAAUAACAGAUAUUAUUAUUGACAUUUAUAUAUUUUUACUUAAACACUGGAUGACACGUUUUCCAGGUCUUGCGGAAUCUAUUAAAUUAUGGAGUCAACGGGAUACAUUCUUAUCACUAUCUUCAAUGAUAUUAUUAGAUGAAGUAGAUAAAAAAGAUAUUACUAGCGAUGAUAGAAGUACCAAUAAUUUGAAGAAGAAGAAGAACCACCAGCAUGAUAAUAACUACAAAGAUGAGAUGACAAUUCCAGCGGAGAUAUGCAUUAUUCUUUAUGAUAUUGUACAUCAUCUCCCUAUGAUAUUUCGACAUGCCAGCCUGAUGUUAAAACUUAUUCGUUUACUUUCUCAGUUGUGUGUGGUGCGUUUAUUUUUCGUUGUUCAUCAUUAUUUUGGCAAAACAAUUGCUGCUGAUAAACUCUCGGUGGAUCUCUCUCUAUUGUUGAAGAUAGUCUCAGAGACUCUUUAUAUGUGUAAUGAUCACGCAACAUGUGCACUCUUACCAUCGGAGGCGAGUGUACCGUAUAUACAAAUGACUUUAUUUCAUAUUGCUGCAUACACCUUUGAACUUCAAGCAGGUAUGAGUUCUACAUUAUACUCACAAAUACAAAUUCCACCCGCAACGGCUUCUUUAAGAUAUGCCUAUAAGCUUCAGUGUAUUGGAACUAGAGGAGAUGAUUUUGAAAAUCAUACAGUGUCUAAUAAUAAUAAUAAUAAUAAUAAUAAUAAUAAUAAUAAUAAUAAAGAUGCUAUGGCUUCUCACAUGGAUGCUAUUUUUACGCAGGCUUUUGUGUUGGGACUUGAAGAGGUUUAUUCUUAUAUUAGGGCAUUAUCUCCCUCUGUAAACUACACAGCUUCGAUGCAACGUUUCUUUGAUUAUUCCAAACAGAUAGUUAGUGAAACUGUAGAAGAAUGGAAAAUGACACUAUCCUCUAUUCCUCCUCAAGUUGAAGAUUACCGAUUAUAUUCUUUCUUAUCUAGUGAGAGUUUAGCAGCUUUGGAGCAUAUACAUUCAUUAUACGUAGCAGUACUUCCUUCUGAAGAUAAUAUUGCAGUAGUGCCCAAACACCGUUCUUGGUGGCUUUUAGCGGUUUCCUAUUUACGCAUGGCUGAUAUUGAAGCUCAACUGCAGCAGGUGAUGGGUGUGCCGCUAACAUCUAUAGAAGAUAAUAGUCGUGUAUUUAAUUGUUGUGAACCUUCUGAGAGUGUACGAUGGUUGUAUUUGGAAGAACAGGAAGGUACCACCUGCAGUACGUGUGAUGAGUGGGUACAACUACGUUAUCAUAAGAAUAGAGAAAUGCAAAUAAAAUCUCAUCGCAUUACUAGUGCCGCAUGUACAUUACGAGAACGACUUAUUUCAGCUUCUUUACAAUUUCUUCUUGCUGCUCUCCGUGCAGUCAUCAUAUUAGAGGUGAAGGAAAAAACGGAAAAACGAUGGGAUAAUGUUGAGGAUUGUGACUACAAUAAUAACAGAAAUACUGCAAUGCAUAAUGAAACUUCUCAGUCAACAGCAUACAUUACGGCAUUUACUCGUUUUCUGCUCAUGAUGGAGCAUGUACAACCAGCAACUGUGGUACAUUGUUCAGAGAUGUGUACUCGAGCUGUUUCUGAGUGGAAGUCCACAUUGGGCAAUGGAGGUGAAAACACAGAUUAUAGAAUUACGGAAGCGGAUGUGAAUGCUGCUCAAACUUAUCAGUUGUCUGUGUCACUUUUCCUCCGUUAA
Messenger RNA from Trypanosoma theileri, 2511 nucleotides. RefSeq lists its product as uncharacterized. NCBI's taxonomy places the organism in Eukaryota, Euglenozoa, Kinetoplastea, Trypanosomatida, Trypanosomatidae. The transcript has a single exon. Bases 1 to 2511 code for a protein of 836 amino acids. The record is from RefSeq and is a predicted model, not a curated record.